Colletotrichum acutatum is the source of this 1153-nucleotide messenger RNA. RefSeq lists its product as uncharacterized. The record is from RefSeq and is a predicted model, not a curated record. The transcript has 2 exons. Gene Ontology annotation, molecular function: oxidoreductase activity. Lineage: Eukaryota; Fungi; Ascomycota; Sordariomycetes; Glomerellales; Glomerellaceae. The coding region runs from base 158 to 1072 and encodes 304 amino acids.
GCCUUCUCCCCGCAGAAAGUCUAACCUUGCUCAAAGUCGCGAGGAAUAUAAAAUGAAACUGUCAGCUCCUUGACUUUGCUAGUUUGUUUGUCUUUGUGAUCUCUCGCUGUACUCGUUUUACAAUUACAAACUCAAGCUCUUUCACAAAGGCACAAAGAUGGCUGUCUCAGAGAACAACGCAACCAAGACUAUUGCUUUGGCUGGGGCGAGCGGCAACUUAGGUCUUCGUAUCCUAGAAUCUCUGCUCGAUGCAGGGUUCGAUGUGACGGUAUUGAUUCGCCGCGAAAGCGCCCCGAUUGAUUACCCCGUCAAAGCCCGAGUGGUGGAAGUCGACUAUGAUUCGUCCGAGUCACUUCAAAAUGCUCUUGGAGGCAUCGACGCCGUGGUUUCUGCCGUGGGCAAGCAGAAUGGAUUGCAGAGCCAGUUCAAACUCAUCGAUGCUGCGAUCGCCGCUGGGGUAAAACGGUUCAUCCCGUCGGAGUUCGGUGCGGAUCUCCGGAACCCUAAGAUUCGUGCCUUUCCGACCUACCGAACCAAGGUAGAGGUCGAAGAUUACCUGGAGAAGAAAGUCCGGGACACCAAAUUGACUUACACCUACGUCUAUAACAGCGUUUUGUUUGACGAAGGCCUGUCACUCGGGGCAUUCGCAAAUUUCUCGACCCGGACAGUGAACAUCUUCGAUGGCGGGGACACAAUCUUUUCUGCAACGAGGAUCAAGACAGUCGCACUGGCUGUAGCUGCCAUCCUUAAGAACCUUGACCCAACUAAGAACAAGGCAGUUCGCAUCCGAGACCUCGCGAUGACCCCAAAUCAGCUGCUAGAAACCCUCAAAGCGUUGGAUCAAGACCACGCUUGGAAGGCCGUUGUAGUCAACACCGAAUUGCUCGUUAAGAACGCCGAACGUGAGCUAGCAUCGGGCAAGUUCAGCCCAAAGGCAUUCGCAGCAUUUGCAAUGAGAGCGACCUUUGCUCCAGAAUAUGCACAGGAUUAUAGUCGCGACAACGAGCUCUUGGGCAUAACUCACAUGACGAAGGAAGAUAUUCAAGGGGUCUUAGCUGCAAGACUGUGCUGAUUCUACUUCUUUGGACUCAGGAAAAGUUUAGAUAUCUUAGUUGGAAUUGAAGUCUUGAGACGCGAACUUUCCAUGGCCGCG